GGGACCCUGACGGCCCAAGGCCAGGAAUCAGUGACCUUCAAGGACGUGGCCGUGGACUUCAGCCUGGAGGAGUGGGGCCGGCUGGGGCCUGGCCAGAGGGAGCUGUACCGGGACGUGAUGCUGGAGAACUACCGGAACCUUCUGUCCCUGGGGCUUCCUGGGUCAAAACCUGACGUGAUCUGCCGUCUGGAGCGAGGGGAGGAGCCAAAGAUGGAAGAGAGAGAAGGGCUGCGAGUCACCUGUCCAGAGAAGAAACCAUUUACCUGUGUGGAAUGUGGGAAAGCCUUCAUUUACCAUUCAGACUACAUUUUGCAUCAGCGAAUUCACACUGGAGAGAAACCCUACAAGUGCAACGAUUGUGGCAAGGCAUUCAGCAAUAGCUCCUACUUCAUUCAGCACCACAUCAUCCACACAGGGGAGAAGCCAUAUGCCUGCCACAAUUGUGGCAAGACCUUCACUCAGAGCUCAUCGCUUACUGAGCACCAGAGGAUCCACACUGGAGAGAAACCCUACAAAUGCAAGGACUGUGGGAAAGCCUUCACUCAGAGCUCAUCCCUCAUUAAACACCAGCGAUGCCACACUGGGGAGAAGCCCUAUAAAUGUGACCAGUGUGGGAAGUUCUACUCACAGAUCUCCCACCUCACCCGCCACCAGAAAAUUCACACGGGGGAGAAGCCCUACAAAUGCAGUGAGUGUGGUAAGGCCUUCUGUCACACUUCUUCCCUGACCCAACACCAGACCAUCCACACAGGGGAGAAGCCCUAUAAAUGUAAUGAGUGUGGGAAAACCUUCAGCCACAGCUCAUCCCUGACUCAGCAUCAGCGAGUUCACACUGGAGAAAAACCCUAUGAGUGCAAUGAGUGUGGCAAAGCCUUCAGUCACAGCUCAUCCCUGACUCAGCAUCAGAGAAUUCACACUGGUGAGAAACCCUAUGAGUGUCACGAGUGUGGGAAGGCAUACACACAGAUUUCCCACCUCAUGAGGCACCAGAGCAUUCACAUGGGGGAAAAGCCCUAUAUAUGCAAUGAGUGUGGAAAGGCCUUCAGUCACACCUCAUCCUUUACUCAACACCAGACGACUCACACUGGUGAGAAGCCCUACAAAUGUACUGAGUGUGGAAAAACCUUCAGCCAGAACUCUUCCCUCACACGCCACCAGAGGAUUCACACUGGGGAGAAGCCCUAUGAGUGCAAAGUUUGUGGGAAGGCCUAUACCCAGAUCUCCCACCUCAUUCAACACCAGCGGAUUCACACUGGAGAGAAGCCCUAUGAGUGCAGUGAGUGUGGGAAAGCUUUCAGUCGGAGCAACCACCUCAUUGAGCACCAGAAGAUCCAUACUGGCGAGAAACCCUAUAAGUGUAAGGAAUGUGGGAAAACCUUCAGUCACAACUCAUCCCUCACUCAGCAUCAGAGGAUUCACACUGGUGAGAAACCCUACAUUUGUAAGGUCUGCAGGAAGGCCUUCAAUCAAAGCAUCCACUUGAUCCAACAUCAAAGGAUUCACACCGGAGAGAAGCCCUAUAAAUGCAAUGACUGUGGGAAAAACUAUACCCAGAGCUCACACCUCCUCCAACAUCAGAAAGUUCACACUGGUAGCAAACGCUAUGUGUGUAAAGAAUGUGGAGAGGGCUUCAGCUGGAGUUCACACCUUACUGAACACCAGAAACUUCACACUGGACAGAACGCCUACAUCUGUGAUGAUUUUGAGAAAGCCUUUGCUUGGGACACACAGUUUGCUGAUCAUCAGCGAAUUCAUCCUGACUAGACAGCCUGAGCUUGUAACAGAUCUGCAGUUCUGCUGUUCGUUC
Molecule: messenger RNA, 1807 nt
Organism: Carlito syrichta (Philippine tarsier)
Lineage: Eukaryota; Metazoa; Chordata; Mammalia; Primates; Tarsiidae
Product: zinc finger protein 883
Exons: 4
Coding region: 118-1764 (548 amino acids)
Biological process (GO): negative regulation of transcription by RNA polymerase II
Molecular function (GO): DNA-binding transcription repressor activity, RNA polymerase II-specific
Source: RefSeq, a predicted model, not a curated record